CCUCUUAUCAUAUCCAGAUGCGAGAUGGGUUGCACAUCAGAGAAUGGGCCUUCCGACGCUGCUGGCUUGUGUGGCAGGAUUCACUGUGAGCAGUGCGCAGUCAGACUCAGAGUGUUGGAUUGAAGAAUUCAACGAGCAAUUUUGCUGUGGUGACCAGUGGGGUCUCACAGGCAAUCCAGCCUGCUGGAACGAGGAGUUCUCGUACCUCAGAUGCUGCGGCUUGGAGAAGCUUCCUCGAAAGCCUGAGGAAGAUGCAAGGUGGGAGAAGAUCAAGGCAAGCAAAGACCUUGAGGAUGGUGGAGAGUAUGACUUCAUUGUUGUGGGUGCUGGUUCUGCUGGAAGUGUGGUGGCCUCUCGCCUGGCAGAUGCAGCGACGGCUGAUGGGCGGCCUUGGCGGGUGCUGGUUCUAGAGGCUGGCUCCUGGACUGAUUCUGAGGAUGCAGCUCACCCAGACCGGGCAACGCAAAGACAAGAAGCUUGGUGGCCAGCAGUGGAGGUGAACUGGAGCCUUGGAAAGGAAGGAAGGACCUGGAAAUAUGCCACAGGAAGAGGGGUUGGAGGAACUGCCAGCGUGAACUCCAUGAUCUAUACGCGCGGCUCUGUUUCAGAGUACGAGGCGUUCGGUUGGCGGACAGCGGAUGUGAUCAGUGCCUUCAAGAGUUUGGAGGCUCCGAUGGAAGCACCUGGUUUCGACGUAGCAGUUGACUUUCAUCGUCCUCUUCCACAAGGUGCAUUUGGAGAAAGCCCCGAGAAGCCAGGCUGCCAUUUGACGCUCAUCUCUGCACUUUCAGAGGAGUUGCCCCCCGUCUUUCGUCAACUUCUCCGGGCAUUUGAGCGUAUCAACGUGCCCUUCAGGGUGGAUCCACAUGGCAACAUCACCAUUCAUGGAGUCGGCGGCAUUUGGCGCUCAAUGGGCUGUGGCCAUCCAAGAUGCCAGCCCACACGGCUUUCCCGCGUGCAACUUGCUGCAGGUCGUCCACGAUCUACGACUUACCAAAAUCUGGCUUCACACCUUCGUAGUUCUCCAGCUCACAGGUUUCAGACGUUGACCCACGCUUAUGCAGAGCGCGUUGUUUUCGAUGGUGACAAGGCCAUCGGAGUUGAGGUGUCCAUUGCAAGUAGUCCCAAGGCUGUUGACCAGCGCCUCCGAUUUCGUGCUAAGAAAGAAGUGAUACUGGCCACCGGAGUGCUUGCAACACCAAAGAUCUUGACUUUGUCGGGAAUUGCUGAGCCAAAGGAGCUUGAGCGUCUCGACAUACCUGUGGUUGCUUCUUCGCCCUCAGUGAGUCGAUAUUUCCACGAGCAUGUGGGGUUGUCCAUUGUUGCCCAUACUAAUGUCCCUUGCCCAGAAGGUUUCCAUCUCACUGAAGAUGGCAGCACGACACACUUGGGCAAUACGGACCAGUUCAUUGGGCAAAUCUAUGCCUUCAUGAAUGCCACAAACAACACGCCAGGUGCCGCUGGACCCUUGGACACAGAGGUGAUGCUGUUGGAGGGAUGUCUUGAAGGUCAUCUCACGUUGACUUUCACCCUUAUCCUUUUGCAAGCCCGAACACGUGGCAGGCUAGUGGUGCAGUCCAGAAACCCAUUCUCGUCACCGCAUCUGGACUACAAACCUCUGAGCAAUAGUGAGGACAUCCAGGUCCUGGCCAACGCCAUUCGCUUGCUCUACCAGGGGGUCUUCGCGUCGCCUGAACUGGCGCCAUUCGAGUUGGGUGUGAGUCCCGGCAUGGAGGUGAUUGGAGACUUCCACGAGCUGGCGCAAUGGAUCCGGGCCAACAUCUACUACUACUCGCACCCUACUGGGACUGCUCGUAUAGAACGAGCUGGGGAGCCUGGCGUGGUAGACUCAGAGUUGCGGGUUCUCGGCACCCGAAACCUUCGAGUUGCAGACACAUCCGUUUUUCCAGAGUCCCCAAGUGGGCAUUCGGAUGCACCUGCAAGAUUGGCGGGCGAGCUGUGUGCGCGCUCCAUUCUCUCCAAUAUACAGAAAGAAGAAGUGGAUAAGGAGGUUGCAGGUGGACCUUCUGUGCAGCUGCGGGGGUAUCCUGUGCGCAUGCCGUUGAGAGGCUUUGGCACCAAUGGCUUUCAGGGUGAGAAGGUCAAGAAUUCCCUAAGAUCCUUCUUCCAGCUGGGUGGGAGGAUGAUUGACACUGCGCUGCUCUAUGAAAACCACCGGGACAUUGGGGAAGCUCUGGCCGCUGGUACUGUGCCACGCGAGGAGGUGUUCCUCAUUUCCAAGAUUCCACCAACUGAAAUGGGUGCAGAGGAGACUUAUACCGCAGUCCAGAGAGCAGUGGAUGAACUUGGCACGCACCUGGAUUUGGUACUGCUCCACUGGCCAGCCAACUUCGACAAGAAGGCGCCGUUGCCCCGAUGCGCUGCUGCUGGUUGGCGCAGUUGUCGAGCACAAGCCUGGCGCGGCAUGGAGCGCGCGCAAAACGAGGGAAAGGUCCGUGCGCUGGGCGUUUCCAACUUUGGGGUGCGGCAUUUGACCGAGCUCCUGGCCGAUGGCCCCUCCUUGCCAAUCGCUGUGAACCAGGUGGAGAUGCAUCCAUGGUGGCCCCAGCUUCGUUUGCAAAAGUUCUGUCGCGAGAAGCACAUCCAGCUCAUUGCCUACGGAUCUUUGGGUAGUUCAUUGCUGGGUGGUGCCACCUUGCGGUCACCAGCCGUGGUCAAGGUCGCCAAGCGUGUUGGCCGGACGCCUGCGCAGGUUCUCCUCCGCUGGGCAAUACAGCAGGGCAUUGCUGUGAUCCCGUCGAGCUCCUCUGUUGGAAGGAUGGAAGAGAACCUGGCAAUCUAUGGCUGGGAUCUCUCGGCUGCAGACAUGGAGGACCUGAAAGUCUAUCCUGCUGAUCGGAUGCGCAUCUUCCUGCCUGAUCCGGAGAAUGCACCAUAGCUCAUCGAGUGGCAGGUCAUUCUGAGCCAAACUGGGAAUGGGCGAGAGGAUUAAACAGGUGCACAAAGGAACGGGUGUUGCAGGAGAGCUUGGAACUGAUCUUUCACCCCUUUCCAACUUUGCAAGCGCUGCAAGACGGGAAUUUCUCGUUGAGCUGCCAUUUUGCAAGGCGUUUGAGCGUUCUUAGACCGAAGGCCUAUCAGC
Durusdinium trenchii is the source of this 3103-nucleotide messenger RNA. Lineage: Eukaryota; Dinophyceae; Suessiales; Symbiodiniaceae. The record is from the annotation of a GenBank genome assembly.